Plasmodium vivax (malaria parasite P. vivax) is the source of this 5124-nucleotide messenger RNA. Its product is annotated as DNA polymerase alpha, putative. Gene Ontology annotation, biological process: mitotic DNA replication initiation; lagging strand elongation; leading strand elongation. Gene Ontology annotation, molecular function: DNA-directed DNA polymerase activity; purine nucleotide binding; DNA replication origin binding. Lineage: Eukaryota; Apicomplexa; Aconoidasida; Haemosporida; Plasmodiidae. The record is from RefSeq and is a predicted model, not a curated record. The coding region runs from base 1 to 5124 and encodes 1707 amino acids. Gene Ontology annotation, cellular component: alpha DNA polymerase:primase complex. The transcript has 6 exons.
AUGAGUAACGUGUUCGACAAGCUGAAGAAGCAGAGGUCCAAGGAAUGCAAGGCGACGGAUUUUUACGAGGUGAAGAACAAAAAUGACGACAUUUACGAAGUGGUGGACGAAGAGGGAUACAUCGAAAACAAAAACUCCCUAAAGAACUUCAUCGUGGGAGGCGACAAGGAUUUCGACUCGAGCGAUGACGUCAUCGUGGAGGACAUUAACUACGGCCUUCUCCGGAAGAGGACGGCCGAGAAGGAAGCCAAGGCGAAGAGGAACACACCCAUUGACGACUUCAUCCGCGAAAAGAAAAUCCAGAAGAUCUUUUCGACAGGUAAAUUAAGCAAGGAGGAAAUAUCCAAGGCAAAAGACAUCGAGCGGUUGAUGGACGCGAACUCGUCUUCGAGUGGCAGCGAGUCGGACCACUUCAACGCGAAGAGGAAGACCAGGGACUCCUACGAAAGGGACCGCAGCAGCAGAGAAGGGUGCCACAUUAGGCAGAUCGUCCGUGGCGGCAGGGCAGAGGGGCAGGUAAAGACGCAAGUGAAGGCUGAGCAUGAAGAAAACGUUGACGCGACCGCUGCGGAUGUAGAUGAAGGCGAUCUCGAUGGGGAAGACCACCUCGACGGGGAAGGGACUCCGGAGAGAAGCAAAAAGAGGAGAGUGCUCACGGGGGGAGCUACCCCGGAAGGGGUUAAGUACACACCAGGGGAUUUCUCAACGGAAAUUUGCAAAGGGGAGGAAGAAGAUGUAAAGAAGCGAAACGAGAGAGGCACCCCCCUCUGUGGAAUAAAACAGGAGAGUACACCAGAGGGGCAGUCAUCCGACCAGCGCAGCAUUGUGGCGAGGCUGGAGGAGAACCACCCUGUAGAGACGUUCCUGCAAAUGGGAGACCCCCCCCCUGCGACUAUCAAAAUGAAGAACGAAGUGAGGGGAAGCCCCUGCGAUGGGGAAGACGACCAAGAAAAGAGUCGUCUCAUCACAACCAUCGGGAUGAAAAACAAACCAGAUGAACUGGUGACGAACGAAGAAACAGGAUUCGUGAACGUAUACAUAUUUGACAUUUGCAAACACAGAAAUAGCAUUAUAAUGUUCGGAAGGACCUUAACGAAGUUCAAAAUUUACCGAAGCGUGAGCAUCUACAUUGAGGACAUGUACAGGUGCUAUUACUUCCUCCUAUCCAAAACAAUGGUUUAUAAGAAAGACGGGGUAGAAAUCAAAUACGGGCACAAAAAUUAUAACACGUGUAUUAUGUCGGAUUUUCUGGAGGAGUUCCGAGCGGUGAGGAAGUACCAUAACAUCGAGAGCAUCAAAUGUAAAAUUGUGAAGAGGCGAAAUUUGAACCUCAGCUCGAGUGAUGAAGAUGUGUAUGCAAAAAUUUUCUACACGUAUAACUGCGACCCGAUCAGCGAGAGGUACCUGUCUGGGAGGACCUACUCCGCCUUCUACUGCUGCAAUGAGGAUGUCAUAGAAAAUUUUGUCAUCAAGAAGAACUUGAAGCUGCCCUGCUGGGUGAAGGUCCGGGGGCUCAAGCUGAACCUCACGAACAACCUCACGUACUGCUACUUCGACUGCACCACGGCCAACUGGAAGAACGUCUACCCGGUGGAGAAGCGCCUCGGGGGGAAAGCGGCAAUUGGCGGGGUUAGCGCGGUUAGCGGCGGGAGUAGCGGCGGCAGUGCCGCUAAUGGAGGGAGUGCCGCUAAUGGAGGGAGUACCCCUAACGGGGUUGCGGCAGAGGAGGGGCACAGAAAGGGGGACCCCAGCGCGGGGGGGAGCGGCCACCUGGCCGACCUGGACCUCAACAAAGUAGUCAUCAAGGUGGUGUCGCUGCUCAACGAGGAGAACCACCACGAGGUGUUUAGCAUCUGCUCCAUGGUGGACGCGGAGGGCAUGAAGUACAUCAAUUUCUGCGGCAUAUCCACCAAGGCGGCAAAGAAAAAGAAUCUCACCUACAAUAAGAGCAAUGCCAAGCUAUUCGAUUCGGAGAAGAACCUGUUGGAUGCCUUUCUUCAAAAGUUGAAGACCCUAGACACAGACAUCUACAUCGGCUAUAACAUUUUAAAUUUUGAUCUCGAAUUCGUCAUACACAGAUGCAACGUCCAUAACCUGAAUGCCGAUUUCCUUAGCCGGAAGAAGAAGCUGAAGAAGAACGACAAGAUGAAGGUAAAUAAGUUUAACGGGACGAGUAGCACUGGGUCGAUGUAUAACAUAAUUCAGAACAUCAAGGGGAGACUCAUCGUGGACAUCUACAUGCUCUGCAAGGAUUUGAUUAAGCUCACCAGCUACGGCAUGGACGAGAUCGUCGACAGCGUCAGGGGCAGGUUCCAGGAGGGGGCGAGUGCCGCGAAGGCGGCCAAUGCGGCCAACGCGGCGAGUGCGGCAAGGUCAUCUAACAAGGCCAGCAAGGCCAACGCCGCCUCUGGCACCGCUUCCACCUCUUCCACCGCUUCUGCCUCCUCCCCCCCGAACGUCUUCAAAGACUUCUCCGUGAACAACAUCAACCUGCUGAACUGCAGCAACAUCCACCUGUACGACGCGCAGCAGCUGCUGGAAAAUCACCUGAACAUGUACAUACACAGCCAGCUCUUCUGCGUGCAGGAAAUCGCGAACGUGUGCAAGGUGCUGCAAAUCAUCGAGAAGACCAGGGACCUCACCAAGCUCAGCGGCUACCUCUGGGCCAGGAGCCUCCUGUGCUACACCAGCGAGCGGAUCGAGUACUUCCUCCUGCACGAGUACAACCGGAAGAAGUUCAUCACCCCCGUGGUUAAGAAGCGGGUGAAGAAGAUUGACAGCGAGCAAGUGAAGAACAAAGCCGCCGCCAAGUACUCGGGGGGACUCGUGCUCGAGCCCCUCUGCGGCUACUACGACACCUUCGUCCUCUACCUCGACUUCAACAGCCUCUACCCCUCUAUCAUCAUCGAGUACAACGUGUGCUUCAGCACGUUGAAGGGGAGGGGGGAAGCCGCCAAUCUAGGGGAAGCCGCCAAUCUAGGGGAAGCCGCCAACCGAGGGGAAGCCGCUAAUCUGGGGGAAGCCGCUAAUCUGGGGGAAGCCGCUAAUCUGGGGGCCAUCUCCACCGAGCUAGGCGACGCGGAGGCAGACGCGGCAGUCGCCCUCAGCGAAGCGGUCGAAGUUGACGACUUUGAUAGGACCAAGCCGGGCAUCCUGCCCUCCAUCCUGAAGAACCUCGUGGAGAAGAGAGCAUUCAUAAAGAAGCUAAUCGCAAACGAAAAGAACAAAGAAAAGAAGGAACUUCUCCUAAUACAGUCGCUUUCUAUAAAGCUUAUAAGCAAUAGCAUAUAUGGCUGCCUGGGAAACUCAAACAACCGUUUCUACGCGAAGCACAUGGCUGCCUUCAUCACACUGAAGGGAAGGAACCUGCUCCAACACACCAAGUCCAGAGUGGAAAGAGAAUUCAAUUUGAAGGUAAUCUACGGAGACACAGACUCCAUUAUGAUAGAUACGGGGAUAAAGGCGCAAGGCGGGAGUAACUAUAAAGAGGCCUUCAGACUAGCUCACGUCAUUAAGAAUACGAUCAACAAGAGCUACAAACGACUGGAGCUAGACCUCGAGUGCAUUUUUUCUAAACUCCUCCUCCUGAAGAAGAAGAAGUACGCCUGUGCGAAGGUCGUGGACGCAAACAUGGAAAGGUGCGAAUAUGAAAUGAAGGGAAUUAACUUCAUCAAGAGGGACUUUAGCCGAAUUUCCAAGCUCAUUGGCAAUGAGGUGUUGAAGAUCAUUUUUAGCAGCAAGGAUGGCCAGGCGGUUGGCGGUGGGGGCGGUGCAGGCAGCGCGGGCAGCGCGGACCCCCCCGUGGAGAACGACCUCUCGGAGCAGAUCCAUGAGUACCUGCGCGGGGUGCACCAGCGGAUCCUGGCGGACGAGUUCGACCUGGACUUCUUCACCAUCACGAAGAAGCUGACGAAGAACGUGAGCGAGUACCAGGAGAAGAACUCCCUGGGGCACGUCCUCGUGGCGGAGCGCAUGAUGAAGGACGGCUACAACAUCAGCGUCAACAAGGAGAUCCAGUACUGCGUGUGCACGAGCGAGGACGCCUGCCGGUUCUUUAACAAGCCGGGCCACGAAAAGCUGAGCAACUCCCUCUGCUGCUUCAGCCUCAGCGAAAUACACAAGCAUAACUUGAGGGUAGAUAAGGACUACUACAUUAGGAACCAAAUCCUCUCCCCUAUCAACCGGCUGUGCCAGUACAUAGAAGGAACAAGUGCAGAGAAGCUGGCCUCCUGUUUUAACAUCUACGACGUAAGGGAAAUAAAAACGGACCUUCAAAUUGAGGAGAAUUACCAAGAAGCAAAUGUCUUGUCGUUGCUAAACGAGUCCGAGGAAAGGUUCAAAGAUAUCCACUUGAAGGGCUACCUGACUUGUUCAUACUGUUCCCACAACGUCAAGCCAGCCAUUUUUAUAAAAUACUUCAGAUGCAAUAACUGCCUGAGGUACCUUUCCAUUGAGCAAAUACGCAACUACAUUUUCUCCUUCCUCCACCACCUGUUUGCCACUUUUUAUAAGCAGCUCUACGUCUGCAGCAGCUGCAUGGUCAAGACGAGACGGGUGCUUCUGAACGGAGCCAAGGACUGCCCCAGCCCCAACUGCGAAAGCCCAAAGGGGUCCCUCAAACCGCUGGUUUCUAAGAAGUACAUCUACCUCAUGCUGGAGUACUUUCUCUUUUUGCUCAAGGACAACUUGCGCGAGGUUCCGCCCGGCCAGCACGCCGCGAACACCGCUACCGCCCCUACCACCGCGGAGGGAGCUGCCCCCUACGCGUCCGACGUCCUCGUGUACGUGUGCGUCGACGAGAAGUUCAAAACGCACAUCUCCAGCGACCAAAAGCCGGGCAAGAAAAACCUCAGGGUGGAGGCCUACGACGACAUAUGCAACAAGAAGGAGCUCGGGGUCACCAUCACCAAGGGGCUGCAGAUGAAGUACCCCAACAUCUCCAAUUUCAUCACCUACUUGAAUUUGAAGAGCAGCCAGUUCUGCAUCAACUACAACGAGGAGAGGACCACCAUCCGCCACUCCCUGCAGACCCUCGUGCGCAACAACGUCUACGCACAGAUUUACUUCGACCGGGUCUUCUCCGUCUUCCAGCAGCCCCUCGCCGGAAAAAUAGCUCAGCUGUGA